GGGAGGAGCAUUCUGUUUCCGGUCACAGUCCCCCAGCUCUCUGUGGGGUUAAAGGCCGCAUCGAAGGCUUAAAGAAUGUAGCAGCUUAGCUACUCUGCCAGACAUAUAUUUCAUAAUUACUAAAUACGACAGCAGCUGUAUAAAAUAUCUUCUUCUGCACUUCAGCUCAGGACGCUUUCCGAGGCCUAUGUUUGUGUUCAGAGAAAGAAGUGGAACUGAGGGCACAUCCUGCAACACGAGGAUAGACCAGCCACGGGACUAACAGAUGAACAUGGCCGGUUUUGGAGAAGUGGACUCGUCGGUGAGCACCCCAGCUCCCUCCAAGCUGAAAGAGGAAGUGGACGAGGACCCCUGCAGCUCCGCCCCCGCCACCCCGGAGUGUGCCAUCUGCCUGCAGAGCUGCGUGCACCCCGUCUGUCUCCCCUGCUCCCACGUCUUCUGCUUCCUGUGUGUGAAAGGUGCCUCCUGGCACAGCAAGCGCUGCGCUCUCUGCCGACAGGAAAUCCCAGAGGACUUCUUGGAGCGUCCGGUUCUGCUCUCUCCCGAAGAGCUCAAAGCGGCGGCCGCAGGGCUGAGUCGGAGCAGCUGCGGGUCCCGCGGGGAGCACGCGUGGUACUACGAAGGGCGCAACGGCUGGUGGCAGUAUGACGAGAGGACCAGCCGAGAGCUGGAGGAGGCCUUUGUGAAGGGCAGGAAGAGCACAGAAAUGCUGAUCGCAGGCUUUCUGUAUGUGGCAGAUCUGGAAAGCAUGGUGCAGUACCGCCGGAACGAACACGGCCGCAGACGCAAGAUGAAGAGGGACGUUGUAGAUAUUCCUAAAAAGGGCGUGGCAGGGUUGAGGUUGGAGCCUGAACCCGUUCCCAUUCCUGCUGCAUCAGCUGCUGCUUCAGCAUCAACAGAGCGCGUGAGCUCAGCUGACGGCUCCGACUCUGCAGGCCGGUCCCAGUCGUCGUCCUUCGGGAUCAUGGUCCCCCUGCCCCCAGUCAGACCUCAAACACUCCUGGGUCGCCAUCCUAACAGCCCUCUUUCCCCUUCAGCWCUGGAACAGACUCUUUCUCAGCUCCUAAUCAGCCAGCCCGAGGAGGAUGAGGAGGUCGAGGACGAGCUGCAGGUGUACGAGUUUGCGUCUGGAAGCAGUGAGAGUGAAGAAGAGGAGGAGUGUGACGAAAGGCGAGAAGAAUCAGCAGCACAAAGAAGACUCAGGCAAAGACCCCUAAGAGAAAACCAGCCCACCAGAGUUCCUCCGAGAGGCAUGCCUUCCRGCUCUGUCCCCAGUCUCCGCUCUCGUAGUCCUGAUGGACAGUGCACCGUGACAGAAGUGUGACGGAACAAUAGUGUCUCAGCUACAGAAGACUCUUCUGGAGCUUUUAUCAGUUCAGCAAAAAUAAAGUUUAGAAACKAAUACUCAUCUUUUAGGUCUUAUGAAAGAAAUAAUACCUCUGCUGAAUUAUGGCGCGUGUCCAUGCAGAAGCUGUGCCAAAUGCUUUUAUUUAUUCGUCUUACUUAUUUGUCCUUCAAAGUAGGUUAAUCAAAGAUCUUGRUCCAUUUGAAUGUUGGUCUUGUUUUAUAGAUGGAUCAGUCAGCUCUGUGCACUAAAACUUUACCUUUAAAGACAGUUUGCAGCUUUACUUUUCUUGGUUUCUGCUCUACUGGCAGAAACGACCAUCUGCCAGGUUCUGAAGUAAACUCGUUUCCUUCAAAACUGGAUAGAAAAAUUAAAGCACUGAAGGGACUUUUAACACGUUCUAAAGCCUUUUUUUUAAAAGCUUUUAUUUUUUCCGACAAAAACCUUAAUCUGGUUCUGCAUCUUGUAGCAACAACUCUUCCAAAAAGCAGUGAAGUGCAGCUUUUGAAUGAUCCAUGUAGGUUUAGUUUGAAGCUUCUUUGUGUCUUAAUAAUUAUACAAGUAGGCAGUAAAAUGUCCUCUGAGACUAAUAAUGCAGGAUAUUUUAAUUUGGUUUGAUGUGCGACCAAUUCACCUACAGCUGGUAGUCCUCCAUCUUUAAAGUGCCCACAAGCAGGUCCUCUGAGUGAGGCAGCAGUAAGCAUCAGAUCCUUGCUCUGCAAGGUAAAUUUUGUGGUUUUCUGGUUGAUUUAUUGAGGAUUAAUGCUUUUUAAAAGUGCACUGAAAAACCUGCUUUGAUUCUCUGACAGCAACGUAAAGUGUUAAAAACAAWAAGAUCGAGCCGUUCUUUUAUUUGUUCUUCAGUCCAAAUGAGCUGAGGCAGCACAACAUAACUUCUUUAGAAUGAAAAAGUCGUAAAGUUUUUUUAUUAAUUUGGUUAGURCUUUUAGAAAUUCACAUUCCUCUUUGUUUUUAUUAAGGUGAAAAAAGCAUAAAUGUAGCACCUUAUAUCGAGAAAGUAAAAGUUUUUCUGCUGUAAUUUUUUUUUUUAGAUGAGGAUAAUGAGUCCCCUUAUCUGUGAUAUCUGUUUGAACUGGUGUGUGGGUUUGUGUGUACACAUUUUACAUUAGCUUAUAGUUGUGUGUACAUUUUUGCAUGGUUCAGGGGUUAGGUUUAAGGUAGUCUAUGAAAGUCCACACAAAGAUAGAAAUACAAGUGUGUGUGAGAGAGCACAUGGAGGCUGUACUCCCUCAGUUUUUGAGUGAAAGUCUUGUUUUAAUCAUGAAGCGUUUGUGCCGACWUGAAGAACUCCAGGUGCUGAAAAGCUACUGGCCGAUCCACUGGAAAGAGUUGGUUUAWAUGAGCAGAGAGACUCAUUUGGAUUCUUUUUUUGUUUUGUUUUGUUUUUACUAAAUCCUCUUAACAACCGCUAUCAAAGCAGCAUCAUUCUUGAAUGAGCUCCGGCUAUUUUGACACAUUCACAUUCUUUUUACUUCUGCUGUUUUUUUCACCGUCAUCUCGCUUCUUUGUAAAAAAAAAACUUUAAAAAUUAUUUAAAAAAACAUUUGUAUGUGUAUGUUUUUCUUGUGUCAAUCUAUUAAAGUUUAUCAGUGAUUUAAAA
Molecule: messenger RNA, 2966 nt
Organism: Austrofundulus limnaeus
Lineage: Eukaryota; Metazoa; Chordata; Actinopteri; Cyprinodontiformes; Rivulidae
Product: E3 ubiquitin-protein ligase rnf146
Exons: 3
Coding region: 266-1324 (352 amino acids)
Biological process (GO): Wnt signaling pathway; ubiquitin-dependent protein catabolic process
Cellular component (GO): nucleus; cytoplasm
Molecular function (GO): ubiquitin protein ligase activity; poly-ADP-D-ribose binding; zinc ion binding
Source: RefSeq, a predicted model, not a curated record